UGUAUUAUAUUGUAUUCCUGUGUUUUUCUUUACCGGCUUGUGCCUGGGGCUCCCCCCUUAACACAGCCAUUGGUUUGUGUGCGUCGCGUGAGGAUUUUGGUGUGACUGGGAGGUCGCUGGUGACCCGGAAGUCAAGUCCGGCUCUUCCUGGGAGGGGGGGAACAGUUGUGAGGGAAGCGAUGGCUGCCGGGCGCCGGACCCAGCUCUCCCCCCAGCGCUGAGCGAGGGUGGCCGCCCUCGCCUGGGACUCCCCACGAAGUCACGGUCCAGGAUGGCGGAGCUGAUGGCGGCGGGGGAUGGGCCGCCCCGGGGCCGUACGCCCAGCCCGGUACUAGGGGGCAUCCCGGUUCCUCCCGGGCCGCCGAGCCCCCGCCUGGCCGGGCCUGCCUGUUCCGGAGGGGGGCUGUCCCCGCGUAGCUCCGAGCCGCCCGUCGCGGACAGGCCUGGCUCCGGCUCCAAGUGGGUCCGGCUCAAUGUGGGCGGCACAUACUUCGUGAGCACCCGGCAGACCCUGUGUCGGGAGCCCAAGUCCUUCCUGUGCCGCCUCUGCUGCCAGGACGGGCCCGAGCUGGGCUCGGACAAGGAUGAGACAGGGGCAUAUCUCAUCGACAGGGAUCCCACUUAUUUUGGUCCGAUCCUGAACUACCUCCGACAUGGAAAACUCAUAAUAAACAAGGAGCUGGCAGAAGAAGGGGUACUGGAAGAAGCCGAGUUUUACAAUAUUGCAUCCCUGGUGCGUCUGGUGAAGGAGCGGAUACGGGACAAUGAGAACAGAACCUCUCAAGGACCCGUGAAACAUGUGUACAGAGUCCUGCAAUGCCAAGAGGAAGAGCUCACACAGAUGGUGUCCACUAUGUCCGAUGGAUGGAAAUUUGAACAGCUAAUCAGCAUUGGAUCUUCCUAUAACUAUGGAAAUGAGGACCAGGCAGAAUUCCUCUGUGUCGUCUCAAGGGAGCUCAAUAACUCUACCAAUGGCAUUGUCAUCGAACCUAGUGAGAAGGCAAAGAUUCUUCAGGAGCGAGGAUCCCGGAUGUGAUCCACGUGUCUGGUUCUGUUAUACUCCGAGAUGUCAAAAGGGCAAUCUAGCUGGGCAGAGCGUUUCUUCGCAGUUCAGCCUUGCUCUUGUACAGUAACCGAGCUAACGCAAAGCAAAGCUGAGCCUGUCCUGCCAACAGAGAAUAAUUCUGGUCAAAACCAAAGGCUUCCCCCUAAUCCCAGGAAACAAAGGAAAGAAGAGACUCUUCCAGUCGGAUAGUCCCUUUUUCAAAUGUUUGUUUUUGUUUUCUUGGCCGGCGCUGUAUUGAAUUUUUCCAACAAUGGCUGGGCCGGAUUCCCAGUCAGAGCCUUUGGGAGGGUUGCUCAAGUCCAUGAGCCCGUGUAGUCAGCCCAACCUCCAGUGGGAUGGAGUAGGUGAAAGAGGAUUUGUAUUAGAGCUGUGCCAUUUUGUGUGCCCAGGUUUAUCAAGUAGAAAACUUGGAGAUACCCUGCAGCGUUCCUCCCCACCAGUUGGCCCCACACAAAUCAGAUGAAAAGGGUUUAGAAAUGAGUGACAAAAACAAGAACUGUCUUUUUUUAUACUGAAACUUUUUUCAUUCUUGCUUUGUAUUUGUUACUUGUCGGGUUCCUGAGAGCCGAGUUCGAUACAAAAUAAUCCUAGUGGGGAGAGCAGUUGUGUUUCUGUCUAAUGUGGGCCUUGGGAGGGGUCUACUGCUGGCACUAUUAUAUAUGGGCUCUUGGCAUAUCCCAAAGCUCAUUGCUCUUCAUGCAUUUUUAAAAAUCGACAUUGGCCCAUGCUAGUGACAGAGUAAAUGGUUCUGUCCUUUAUUCUCUCCAGGUUGGAUGAGAGUGGUGACAGGGAUCCUGUCCCGCUUCCCCUCCAGGCCCUUGCCACAGCUCUAUCUUAGCCUGGCAUGAUGUUAUUUGAUUUACCCAGGUUAGGGACUUGUUGCUGCCACGUUCAGCUUUGCCUUGUUUGUCUCCAGCAGCAUGGACUUCCUUGAUCUCCUGCUGUCUUCUCCCAGCAGGAGGAGUUAGGGGAGGCUUUAUUUUGUACUGUAGCAAGCAGGUAGGUUUGUUUUAAAUCCAUCAGAUAGUUUGGGGAGGAGAGCCCCUAUUUACAUAUGGCAAUUCCACAUCUGCAGCCUGCUCAUUACCCCACCUUCAGUAGGUCAGCCCGAAGUACCAAGGGGCAUUGCAGAGACUUUGGGGGGCUUGGUGAAAGUUGCCAAAGUGUUGUAAUGUUUCUUGUCCAAAGUGACGUGUCGACUUUUGUGACUUUUUUUGGAAUGCCUUGAAUGGACGUGCAAAUGUU
Messenger RNA from Chrysemys picta bellii (western painted turtle), 2311 nucleotides. RefSeq names its product potassium channel tetramerization domain containing 2 (gene KCTD2). Gene Ontology annotation, biological process: protein homooligomerization; proteasome-mediated ubiquitin-dependent protein catabolic process. Gene Ontology annotation, cellular component: Cul3-RING ubiquitin ligase complex; cytoplasm. Gene Ontology annotation, molecular function: cullin family protein binding. Lineage: Eukaryota; Metazoa; Chordata; Testudines; Emydidae. The record is from RefSeq and is a predicted model, not a curated record.